Crotalus tigris (Tiger rattlesnake) is the source of this 803-nucleotide messenger RNA. It is a transcript of the gene EMC6, whose product is annotated as ER membrane protein complex subunit 6. The transcript has 2 exons. The coding region runs from base 245 to 577 and encodes 110 amino acids. The record is from RefSeq and is a predicted model, not a curated record. Gene Ontology annotation, biological process: autophagosome assembly; protein folding in endoplasmic reticulum. Gene Ontology annotation, cellular component: endoplasmic reticulum; EMC complex; membrane. Lineage: Eukaryota; Metazoa; Chordata; Lepidosauria; Squamata; Viperidae.
AGGGGGGGGCGGUGUUGCCAAGACUCUAUGGAAGACGCGCGGAGAGACCGGCUGCGACGUCGGCAGCGUGGGAAGGCCGUCGCUCCCAGAAUCCUUUCUGUUCCAAGAUGGCGUCGGCUGCCUUUUUUCGGUGAGGUCGGGAGAAGCGAAACCGGUUGGGCCAAAGCUGGGAGAGGAGAAAAUACGUAGCGAGAAAGCACAGUCCUGAAGGAGGGGAGCUGCCCCGCCACUCCCAGUCGAAGCCAUGGCCGCCGUGGUGGCCAAACGGGAAGGCCCCCAGUUCAUCAGCGAAGCAGCCGUCCGGGGGAACGCAGCCAUCCUGGAUUAUUGCAGGACCUCCGUCUCCGCUCUGUCAGGAGCCACCGCCGGCAUUCUCGGCCUCAACGGCCUCUACGGUUUCAUCUUCUACUUCCUGGCCUCUGUCUUGCUGUCAGUGCUUUUGGUGUUAAAAGCCGGACGGCGAUGGAACAAGUACUUUAAAUCCCGAAGGCCUCUCUUUACCGGGGGGCUGAUCGGAGGGUUAUUCACCUAUAUUCUUUUCUGGACUUUUCUCUAUGGCAUGGUGCACGUUUACUAGGAGGAGGAGAAGGAGGAGGAGGAGGAGGUAUAGCCAGAACAGUUCUGAGGAGCGUGGUCCAGAUAGGUCCAUUCCUCUCUGGUGCCCUAAAACUGAGGAUCCUGGCCCGCUGCUUGCACCCUUCGGCCGCUGCCUAACGUAUGUCAGAAUGCAAGCCUGUAGAAUCCUGCUAAUUAAACAGAAUGUGAACCCCACCCCCAAACCUUUAAAAAUGACGUGUAAAUAA